This is a messenger RNA of Symsagittifera roscoffensis, 806 nucleotides long. RefSeq names its product histone 24-like. Gene Ontology annotation, molecular function: structural constituent of chromatin; nucleosomal DNA binding; double-stranded DNA binding. Lineage: Eukaryota; Metazoa; Xenacoelomorpha; Acoela; Convolutidae. Gene Ontology annotation, biological process: chromosome condensation; nucleosome assembly; negative regulation of DNA recombination. The transcript has 2 exons. Gene Ontology annotation, cellular component: nucleus; nucleosome. Bases 162 to 554 code for a protein of 130 amino acids. The record is from RefSeq and is a predicted model, not a curated record.
UUGCAACCUAUUGGAAUUCACCUCGUGAACUGAAAAAAACCUUCGCGCUUAAAAAUGCCGUCUGCAGUUAAAAAGAGUCAUAAGAAAGGGGCGACAUCGGCGGCACUCGAGGACAAAAAGCAGCAGAAGGCCAAGGCAGACCCCACCCGACUUACAAAGAGAUGAUCAAACAGGCAAUUGUUCAGUUGAAAGAACGCAAGGGGGCUUCCAAAAAGGCCAUCCAAAAAUAUAUCAAGGAAACUUGGAGCAUCGAGGAGAACUCAAGAACCAACGGGUCUUUGAAUCGAUCGUUGCGGUCUAUGAUAGAGAACGAUGAAAUUGCCCACGCGGUUGGCCAGAAAACGACAGGCGCAAGUGGUCGAUUUCGCCUCGUCACUUCGGCAAUGCAGUCGGGUGGUAGCGGAGGAGCGAAGAGUCACGACGAGUCGGAAACACCGAGGGGCCGAGGACGCCCGAAGAAGUCGCAGAAUGAGUCGCCGAGAAAACCGACUGCCAAAAAGGCGUCGCCGUCGCCGAAGAAAUCUCCACCGAUGAAGAAGGGGUCGAAAAAAUGAAACCAGUGAAUUUAUUGAAAAUAAGUUCAGUGUCUAUGGCGCUGAAUCAAAAAUGAACUUUUCCCAAACUGAUUUCAAGGGUUAUGAUGGAGCUGUUCCAAAUUGAUGUGAUAUUUAUAUCGCUUAAAUAUUGAACUGAUUUUGGGUAUAACUACAAGCUGUUUGCUUGGUUUUCACCUAAAAUUUUGAACUGAUUUAAUGUUUGAAUUGUAUGAAUCAUUAUCUUGUUUUGACUUCCUUGACGAUUUGAUU